This is a messenger RNA of Vitis riparia (riverbank grape), 1112 nucleotides long. Its product is annotated as serine carboxypeptidase-like. Gene Ontology annotation, cellular component: vacuole. The transcript has 3 exons. Bases 271 to 816 code for a protein of 181 amino acids. Gene Ontology annotation, molecular function: serine-type carboxypeptidase activity. The record is from RefSeq and is a predicted model, not a curated record. Lineage: Eukaryota; Viridiplantae; Streptophyta; Magnoliopsida; Vitales; Vitaceae. Gene Ontology annotation, biological process: proteolysis.
CUUUUCUACCCAAAGCAUAUGUAUGUAUAAAAUCCUUUUGCUAUGAGACUGAAAGAUGAUUUUAUGUUGAUUUCAACUGAAAAAAAUGUGCUUGUUUUCUUUUCUAAGCUUUCUCUUCUUCAAUAAAAGAAGAUUCUUGAAGAAAAUCAAUUCUUUAUCAACUCAGCUACAAGAAAACAUUCCAUAAAAGAUGUCAAGAAAACUUGCAUCCCAGUACCAUGUGAAUGAAUCCAGUGUCAGGCAUUUCUUAAAUUAUUGGCAAUCAUUAUUAUGUUACCUCUGCAGUACUAUGACAUCAGAAAGAAGUGUGAGGGGAGUCUUUGCUAUGACUUCUCAAACAUGGAGAGAUUCCUGAACCAGAGAUCUGUUAGGGAUGCUCUUGGAGUUGGGGACAUAGAUUUUGUUUCUUGUAGCCCCACUGUGUAUCAGGCUAUGCUGAUGGACUGGAUGAGGAAUCUUGAAGUCGGUAUUCCUGCAUUACUUGAGGAUGAAGUCAAAUUGCUUGUAUAUGCUGGAGAAUAUGAUCUCAUUUGCAAUUGGCUUGGUAAUUCAAGAUGGGUUCAUGCCAUGAAAUGGAGUGGCCAGAAAGAUUUCCAAGCAUCCCCUGAAAUUCCUUUUGAAGUAAGAGAUUCACACGCUGGACUGGUGAAAAGCUAUGGCCCUCUUACCUUCCUCAAGGUCCAUGAUGCUGGUCACAUGGUUCCCAUGGAUCAGCCCGAAGCUUCAUUAGAGAUGCUGAAGAGGUGGAUGGAAGGCAAACUCGUUGAAGGCCAAGAUGAAUCAGAAGAGCCAGAAAAAUUAGUUGCUCAAAUGUGAUUUGAUUCCCUCUGUUUGUGUUCAUCAUAUAUCUAGGUUUAUCAAAAUCCACAAGCAGUUGAGUAAUUGGGUAUGUCCAACAUUGCAAGCUAGCUGAUGAUGAAGUCUUGAGUGCACCUGUAAAUAUAUUUGCCCUCAGAUACAGAUAGAUUUCUGGAUAACUUUUUGAUGUUUUGUGGUUAUUAAAAACUACUCAGCAACUGAUUAUCUUACAAAAACUUAUGUUGGGUAUAAGAAUACGUACUGUUCUACAUUGCUUCUGUAUUGUAUUCAUCUGAAUGUUGGUUGUGGGCUUA